UAAACGUUCAAUUUCUAAUUGCAAUAAUUCGUAGAUAAUAUGCAAAAUUAGUCGUUUAUUUUUAGUUUUAAAGUGGCCGGUAAUGAAACAAUUGCAAUUUGAAACUUAAUGCCUGUCAAAUAAUUAUAAAUCUAUGUUUAAAUGUCAAACUAAUUCUAAAUUAGUUCUUAGUCGUACACAGAGGACGACAUAGAAUAAUUUUAUACAAAUCAGUUAAAUGUUUCUUUUAUUUUUGUUUUGUGUUUCAUGUUCAAUAUAUAACAUCCAUACAUAAUGGAUAACCUAUUUGGUAAAGAAGAUUCUGGAAAUGAAAGCGAGCAUGUAGAUAUUGAUGAUAAAGAAGAGAAAUUCGAUCAUUCUCAAAACUCUGGAUCUAAAGACAUGGAACCAAUGGAUGCUGAUAAUAUACAGGUCAAGGUAGAAUCCGAUGCAAUGAGUUCUCAGUCUCAAUCAGAUGUGGAAGAAACAGGUUCUAAUUCAUUAUAUACAGUAGUGGAGGAUCAAUUAGAAAUUGUAAAGCAUGAAAUAGAAAAUAAAGAAGAGGAACAAACUACAGAGGACAUAUUUGGAAACGAUAUAGUACUACCACAUGCAAAUCCAACAAAUGUUAAAGAAAGACGAGAAAGUAAAGAGAAAAGUAAGAAAGAAUUGGAAGAAGAGGAAAGAGAAAAAAUGCAGGUAUUAGUCUCAAAUUUUACUGAGGAUCAGUUGGACAGAUACGAAAUGUACAGAAGAGCUGCUUUCCCAAAAGCAGCUAUAAAGAGGAUUAUGCAAACUAUAACAGGUUGCUCUGUAUCACAGAAUGUAGUGAUUGCUAUGUCUGGUAUUGCAAAAGUAUUUGUAGGGGAAAUUGUAGAAGAAGCUCUUGAUGUCAUGGAAGCUCAUCAAGAAACAGGGCCAUUACAACCAAAACAUUUAAGAGAGGCAGUUAGAAGAUUAAGGCUUCAGGGACAGAUUCCUAAUGGACAUUCUCAUAAAGCAUUUUUCAGGCUGUGAAUUGCUUUAACAUAUAACUACUUUUUAUUACAAGUGUCUUAAUGUAAUAAUGAAAUUUUAAAAAAUAUAGAAUUUUGUAUCUUUUUGUAAAAAUGUAAGUUUAUUAUUUUAAUUAUUUUAAAGGUUCAUUUUUUAGAUAGUGGUAACAGUGAGCUCACGAAAAUAUUGUAUUGUGAACAACUUGAAUAUAUUCCCAAAUAACAUGCAUAUAUAGUAUGUAAUUAAAAUUAUCAAAUAAAUCGUUAUUUUCUAAACGUCA
Molecule: messenger RNA, 1255 nt
Organism: Hylaeus volcanicus
Lineage: Eukaryota; Metazoa; Arthropoda; Insecta; Hymenoptera; Colletidae
Gene: Taf11
Product: transcription initiation factor TFIID subunit 11
Exons: 6
Coding region: 274-996 (240 amino acids)
Biological process (GO): transcription initiation at RNA polymerase II promoter; RNA polymerase II preinitiation complex assembly
Cellular component (GO): transcription factor TFIID complex; nucleus
Molecular function (GO): transcription coactivator activity; protein heterodimerization activity
Source: RefSeq, a predicted model, not a curated record